GUAUUUCUUGGCCUCACCUUUUCUCUCACUAUAUAUGUGUGGCCUCCUCCUCACAAGUAAGAAGAGCACAGGAAGAUAGAAAUCCCUUCUGCAAACCAAUCAUUCAAGAACUUGUCUGAAUUGACAGCCUGUGCAGGUUUUCACUCAGUGCACGACUUCGUCAAAAGGGGGAUACACAUGGCGGCUGACGGCGGGCUGAGGCGGCUGUUCGAGAAGCCGCUGCCGGAGAACCCGACGCUGCUGGAGGCGCUGUCGGCGUGGAACCGCGUCCACCCCAAGAGGCUCGUAGACCCGGCCUCCUUCACCGAGAUCUUCGGUGAGCUCCACUUCCAAGAGAAGCAGCAACAUCAGCCGGACCACGUUGCCCGGGCAGGCCUGUUGCCGCCGCCGCCGCGUCCCCCACCACCUCCUCCUCCUCGCGCCGCCGCAGCUUCCUCGUCGUGGAUCGACGUCGCUAGCGAGAAGAGCAAGGAUGACUUGUCGCUGGACGCGCUGCUCAGGCCGCCGAAGCCCACGCCGACGGUGAAGAGGAGCGCGAGCUUCUCCUUGAAGAAGAGCCCCUCCGCGUCGUCCCUGCUGCUCUGCACCGAGGGGCUCGGCUCCGAGAGCACCUUCGACGUGCUCAGGGACGACGAGGACGACGUGCUAGCCGCCGCGCUCCGCCGCCAAGAGGAGACACGCGACGACGACGCCAGCGCGGCGAAGGAGGAGGAGAAGGAGAACCAGCGGCCACCGCCGUCGUUCCCGCCGCCGAUACGGUCGAUCAGCCGCCGCGGCGGGAAGCCGAGCGUGUGCUUCCGGUCGUUCCGCGCGGAGGGGCGGUUCGUGCUGGUGCAGGUGGUCAUACCCGGGAAGGAGCUGCUGCAGGCGUCGCGCGAGGGCGGCCGGCUCAGGCUGCAGUUUGCUAGCGCCGCCGCACACGCGUAGACGAAGACAACACGAUCGAGAUCAUCGUCGUCCAGUAUGCAUCCAUCGUCUUGGGGUUGGGAUCAGGAUUCUGGAGUGCAUGGUUUUGUAACGUGACUGAAUUAAUCGUGCGAGAGUACCAAUCAUUAAUCGAACAUAUAUUUAUCGUGC
This is a messenger RNA of Lolium perenne, 1077 nucleotides long. RefSeq lists its product as uncharacterized. NCBI's taxonomy places the organism in Eukaryota, Viridiplantae, Streptophyta, Magnoliopsida, Poales, Poaceae. The record is from RefSeq and is a predicted model, not a curated record.